UGCACAAUAAGGAUAUGCCGAUCCAUGCAGCUUCCUCUCCCAGACCCGGCAGAUCUGUGAAGCAAGAGUACAACGGUUGAUUGUAACUUGUGUACUUUAUGGUUUUUGGCAAAAGAGGAGAGGACGCCGGUGGACAUUUCCGAUUAAUCGGGACCGGUGUAAACCUCUACCCAACAAACGAGUCGCGGAGUUUAAUUCAAUCCUAACAUUUAGUCCGCAACAAAAAGAUGACAGAGGGCCGACUCUGCCAGGUGCACCUCCUGGACGACAGGAAGCUGGAGUUGCUGGUCCAGCCCAAGCUCUUGUCCCGGGAUCUGUUGGAUUUGGUGUCAUCACAUUUUAACCUGAAAGAAAAGGAGUAUUUUGGAAUAUCCUUUAUUGAUGACACUGGUCAGAAGAACUGGCUCCAACUGGACCGAAGGGUCUUGGAUCAUGACUUUUCUAAGAAGACCGGUCCCUUACAGCUCAAGUUCCUGGUCAGGUUUUACAUUGAGAAGAUCUCAUUCUUGAAAGAGAAUACAACAGUGGAGCUGUUCUUUCUCAAUGCAAAAUCGUCUGUCUACAAUGAGACAGUCGAAGUGGAAAGUGAAAAUGUUUUCAAGUUAGCCGCAUACGCGUUGCAAGAAGCAAAAGGAGACUACACAAGUGUUGAAACAACCAGAUGUGACCUGAAGCAGCUCCCUGUUUUACCCACUCGAGUCCUGAGGGAGCACCCUUCUCUGGCUUACUGUGAAGACCGAGUGGUGGAGCGUUACACCAAGCUGAAGGGCCUGAGCAGAGGACAGGCAAUCGUGCAGUAUUUGGCCUUAGUCCAGGCCCUACCUACGUACGGAGUUCACUAUUACUCAGUGAAGGACAAGACAGGCAUACCGUGGUGGCUGGGAGUCAGCUACAAAGGCAUCGGCCAGUACGAUUUACAGGACAAGCUCAAGCCUCGGAAGUUGUUCCAGUGGAAGCAGCUAGAGAAUUUGUAUUUCCGUGAGAAGAAAUUUGCAGUGGAGGUGAACGACCCACACAGAAGGCCAGUGAGCAGACGUACGUUGGGUCAGACAGGACUGGUCAUCCACUCGUGGUAUGCCAGCCACUCUCUGAUUAAAACCAUCUGGGUGAUGGCUAUCAGUCAGCACCAGUUCUAUUUGGACAGGAAGCAGAGCAAAUCCAAGAUUACCACCGCCAAAAGUUUAGGAGACAUCGCCAUGGAUCUGACCGAGAUAAGUGCUCCCCGGAUCAGUAAGCUGUCCAGUAUGGAGAGCAAAGACAGGCUCAUCAUGGCCAGCAGUGGAAGCCUCAUCUCAGCAGGUUCGGUAGACUCUGAAGUCAGCGAGGAGCAGAAGAAGGAGAAGAUCGCUGACCUGAAGAAGAAGGAGAAGGACAUGCAGGACGCCCUGGCUCAGAAACUGGAGGAGCUGAAAAAGAUCUGCAUGAGAGAAGCCGAGCUGACAGGCAGACUACCUAAGGAGUACCCCUUGGCUUCAGGUGAGAAGCCCCCAGCCAUCAGGCGACGUAUGGGAACAACCUUCAAGCUGGAUGACCUUCACCCCAACGAAAAGGACCCCCAUCUGAGGAACCUGGAGAGCAGGUUUGCUCUGCAGCAGAAAAUCGUCGAGGCCGCCAUGAAGCUGGCCAACGAGGCAGAGCUCGCCAAAACAGUCAAGAAGAAGAGGAAGAACAACUGCCUGGAUGCAAUGAGGAAGCUGCAGGACAUCGAAGACGAGAUCAACGCCUACAGAGUGAAGACUGGCAGGAAGCCUACUCAGAGAGCGUCACUGAUCAUACCAGACGAUGUGAACCCUGCAGAGCUCAGCUCGCUGUCUGACAGCCUCAACCCAGAAGAGGACGACGACCAGGGGCCUCAGAGGCAGCGCUCGCGCUCAGUGCAGCACUCCCCUCGUGCCCACCACGCUGACACCCUGGGCCUCUACUACCAAGCAGACAGACGGGCAUCCGCCAACGACCAGCAUCCAGACCUCAGCCCCAGUAGCAGAUUACAUUAUGACCAAGUCCAGGAAUCGUUCCACUUGAAUCACCAAGACGCCCCAUCGAGCCAGCGCGCCCAUUACAGGCCGGCCUCCAGACAGCCGCAUCAUGACACCCGCAGCAUGCCCCCCACCCCGCUCCUCACCCGCAACGCCCACAGCAGCAUCCAGCUCAGGUCGGAAGACGGCCCGCAGCACUUCCGCCAGCGCAGCGGUAGCCUGGAGUCCCAGUCCCAGUUCCUGCCGGAGGUGGAGGCCCCGGCCCCGGCCUUCACCAUUGCCCCGACACGCCGCAGCACCAGCACAGAAGUCCUCGACGACGGCUCCUCCUACACAAGCCAGUCCAGCGUCGAGUAUGCCAUCCCCGGCAACCACAGCCGGCACCCGAGGGACCGCCGGCGCCACCGGAAAGGAAACAUGUACGGCAACACGGGCAGCAUGCCCAACCUGGCACAGACGGAUGCCCGCGGGUACACGUACCAGCCCCGGGCGCGACCCACCACCACGGCCUACUACGUGACUGGCUACCCCAACUACCCGGACCAGGAGCCGUACUCCCACAGAGCCUACAUGUACGAGGACGAGCAGGAGGGCCACUAUAACGUCAACCCCUCCUACCACCAGGCCCCCGCCUACCACGCCCAGGACAUGUACAGUCGCUACGGCAACGACGAGAUGGACAGUAUGACGCAGCACCCCUACGCCACCCUGCGUCCGGCGCCCAGGGUCCACAUGGCGCCCCGGAACGAGUACGCCCCCAAGAACAUCCAGAAGGCCCUGGUGGCGGAGCACCUGAGAGGCUGGUACCAGCGCAACACGGGCCACAAGCAGGCAGGCUACGACUACGACUACGACGGGGGCUCCCAGCACAGCCUGGGCUACCAGACCAUGCCAGCCCCCUACAGCCACAGCAGCAGGACCACCUCCUUCUCCUCAGUGUCGUCGGCCUCCACAGCAGGGCCCUGGCGAGGACACCCAGGGGUGGGCAUGUCAGAGUACGACGUGCCCGGGCAGCAGCCCUGCUCCUACAGCACCGCUCACUACAACCUCACACCCGCCCACAGCAGAUGUCCCCCAGAGUAUGAGUGGAGGACCUGGGAUAGGUCGGGGGGCGCUGCUGGGUCACUAGAGAUGCAUGGUGCUGUUGCCUAUGCACAUGAACAGGAAAAUUAACCCCCUAAUCAGAAGCACAGUACAAAAGAAAGGAUCCUAUGUAGAUGUCAAUCAAAUGGACCCCCACAUCAACAGUUCAUUGAACAGUACCUUGGACCCAGAAGACCCAAUGAUUUACUGGCAUGAAAAUUCCAAACCCGGAACAAUAGUCUAGCGGACAUUUCAUGCACUUCCACAUUGUGAAGGUGUCAUGUGCCUUAGACUGCACUUACCCGUUUUUCUGGAAGAAGGAAUUCAAAGAAUCAACAAACUACUACAAUUGAACACAACCAGUAAGGAAACUGUAGGUUCAGUUUCUGAAUGAGUUCCUUGCCAAACAAAUUGCCAAAGCGAACUAGAAAUAUCCGCACAGUGCACUGUUUGUCCUCUGAAAACAAACCUGGGCAUCUGAUUGCCAUAUUUGGAGUUAGUGUGGUAAUGGCACUUGUGUUGCACACUGAGCUUCCUCCUGAAGUAGGCUGCUAUGGUUUGGAGCCUGUGGUGAUGGAAGCUCCCAUAACCAUCCCUCUCACCUUGGAACUAAGACAAGACCUCAGUAUGGCAUUACAACACUGCUGUGGGAGACUGUAAACAUUUAGACGAUUCCAGUCUGAAAACUGGGGACUAUGAAAAUGACUCUUUCAGUAUGACAUAUUAUAACCUACCCACAGAAUCAUCACUGUGACUAUGAAGAAUGUGUUAAUAUUUACACAAUUAAAUACGGAAAUGAAGGAAUUGACUCGUUUAACCUGUGAGGAUGGCCACCUUAACACCCUCAAGUAAUUUGCACCAGCUAUUUACCAAGUCUGGAACCCUAUUAUCCUCAGUAAUUAGAAAACUGGAUCUUCAUUACCAAAUCCCUCAUAGUGUAACUAUUUAAUUAUAGCCUAAAACACAUUGUCUUUUCCACUCAAUUUAUCGAACCUCUUUGAUAUAAUUGAUGGAUGUGUUAACCCUUGAUGGCUUCAUCUCAUGGUUCAUUGCAGUGAAACAGAGUUCCAGUAGAAAAAGAGUAUUACAUUCCAUGCUGGAAUCCAUGGACCGGUGCUUUCCAUUCCUUUUAUGAUAAGGAAUUUGUAUGUACAUGUUGAUAAUGUGAAUAAAUUGUGGUUCUGUAUUUUAGGAGCCUUUUUAUGUAUUUGAAGAAGCAUGUAAUAUAUAGUAAACAAUCACAUUUGUUAAGCUGGUUCUUAGUAAUUUGUAUAAUUGCGAUCUGUUGGAAUAAAAAAAAGAUUAAUACCAAAACAUU
Messenger RNA from Hypomesus transpacificus, 4377 nucleotides. It is a transcript of the gene frmd4ba, whose product is annotated as FERM domain containing 4Ba. Gene Ontology annotation, molecular function: cytoskeletal protein binding. The transcript is spliced from 24 exons. Gene Ontology annotation, biological process: establishment of epithelial cell polarity. The record is from RefSeq and is a predicted model, not a curated record. Gene Ontology annotation, cellular component: adherens junction; bicellular tight junction; cytoskeleton. Bases 228 to 3149 code for a protein of 973 amino acids. Lineage: Eukaryota; Metazoa; Chordata; Actinopteri; Osmeriformes; Osmeridae.